Molecule: messenger RNA, 1431 nt
Organism: Lactuca virosa
Lineage: Eukaryota; Viridiplantae; Streptophyta; Magnoliopsida; Asterales; Asteraceae
Source: the annotation of a GenBank genome assembly
AUGAACUGGCAAACUAUUAUGUCACGGGGUUCCCUGAUAGGUACAAAGAAGGAGGAGAUACGCGAGCCAUUUAGUAGAUUUGGGAAGGUAAUGGACGUGUAUCUUGGACUAAAAAAGGAUUAUUACAGAAGAAACUUUUCCUUCGUUAGAUAUGUCGGCAUCAAAGACAUUGAAGUCUUGGAGUCGAAACUACAAGGCAUCAAAUGUAGAGGCAAUAUACUCGAGGUGAAUAUCUCGAAACAUCAAUGGAAACCCAAACAACAUCAACAACAACAGCCAAUCUGGCAGCCCGUGCCAAGAAAGAAUAUGCAAACUAACAACUACCAUGGUGAGCAAAAGUAUUAUUUGAAGCUAAGAGGUAAUAGACCUUAUGCCCAAUUCAUCAAUGAUACUAACGGAAAGAAAUCCCAACAACAUACAUCUACGAUUACUUUAAAUCCCAACACGUUCAUGACAGAUUGGUUGAAGAAAGGAGUACUAAUUGGUGAAACACACAGCCUCGAUCACAUGGCCAAUAUCCAUGCACUUGCGAAUAGAAGAGACUACUCCAUGGGAAAAGUCGGUGUACUCACUUCAUCAAGGAGAUGGAUCAAUGAAGAAAUCACGAUUAAUUCAAAUGGACAGGAAUUCAAGGUUGGUGUCGUGGAGUACACCGACGAAUGGUCUCCAUUCAAACCCACCACAUUCGAUAAGGUUGAUGAACAUGACGAGGAUGACAAUAAUACAGAAGGAAUUUCUGAAACUUGGAUGGAGGAGGAGACGGAAGAACCAGAAGAAGGGGAAAUUCGACCAGAGGCCAUGGCGGAAAAUCUGGCCCAACCGGUCGAUCAUCAAACUCCAGCGACCGUGAAGAAGACAUCGGUAACCGGAGGAAACAAAAAGUCUCCAAGCAAUGCACCGUUGGAACCAAAUCACGAGACAUCGUGUUUCAAUGUAUUAAAUGAUCUUAAUGCUGGAACGUCGCAUGAAGUUCCCAGUGCCUUUUCUAGGUCAAUUGAACACCGUGAUGCUCCUGUUAAACACAUGAUGGAUCGCACCCCAAAAGUUGGGCCUUCAGCUACAUAUAAUAUCGGGCCACUGGAAAAUGGCGGUGGACAUAAAUAUAAAAAAAAAAGGAAAAGGGAUAAGGUAGUACUACAUUCCCCAAAUUCCCUGAUACAAGAUUCCAAUUCAAAUCCUCCCAUCUCAAUGUCGAAAUUGGUGGCUUCUAAUUUUUCCAAUGAAGAGAUGGAUUCAAUCGUGAAUCUCUUGAACGGAGAUGGUGUUAGUCCUAUCAACAAUAAUCCACAGGAGAAUAAUGAAAGUUCUCAAUCACCAGAAGCUAGAGACACGGCUGCAAUUGGAAAUUUGGUCGGGUUCCAAAUUGACGCUACCGACCCUGGGAUUGCAGAAACUGAGGCAGAAUCCGGAGAGAAAUUUGGUAACCUAUGA